Stylophora pistillata is the source of this 3782-nucleotide messenger RNA. Its product is annotated as TPR and ankyrin repeat-containing protein 1. Gene Ontology annotation, molecular function: protein binding. The record is from RefSeq and is a predicted model, not a curated record. Lineage: Eukaryota; Metazoa; Cnidaria; Anthozoa; Scleractinia; Pocilloporidae.
AUGAGUUAGUGGGUUUUAGAAUUUUAACUGUUAAGAAAACCGAACAGGGAGGUUUAACUCAACCGAAGAAGCGAAUACAAACUCCAACCGGCCAUAGACUGCCAAAAACACGACAAUAAACCCGCACCUUUCGAUGAGAAAAACUGCUUUGAAGUUCGGAAGUUCACGACGACGUAAAGCAGGUGCUUCUCAAGUCGUCGACGACAAGACGACUACGGCAUUCUUGUUGGCGCUUGCGCAGUGACGUUCACGCUACUUCCGAUCGUCGUCCUCCGUUCGUCGUCGUGGUUGCUUAAGCUCCCUAUUUAAACUUAGAGAAUAUCUUCGCCGCCACCGUUUUAUCGUCAUGAAGAUUUAUGAUUUUUGUGGAAAGUUUUAAACUAAUCUAAUCGAGAAAAUCAGGAUUGGCGGCCAAUCUGAAAUCUGAUUCCUUGUCCAUCUGCAGUUGUGAGCGAGGGCGCCAUAACAGUCCACCAGUGCUUGCGCAGGAACAAGUCGACGGCAACUUCAUGUUGCUGUUUAGUACUGAAGACCUUUCAUCGGUGGACUUACCUGUUAUUCGGUUGUGCGCAUGGCUGAUUUUCCGGUGCGGGCGGUUGAAUCCCAGGAAGAUCUUCCUUUUAAAUGGCUUCGCGAGGGUCAUUAUGAUAUGGCAAUUCUCAGCUUUAAUUACUGGAUCUUGCACGAAAAACGCACAUCGACUGAUCCUGUGGAAGAAAGACUUGGUAACUUUUACAGAGGAUUAGCAGAAGCAUAUUGGCACGUGCACCGACCUGACUGGGCUUUGGAUCAGAUAAAACGAUGCAUAAGAGAGAACUGCCAUGAAUUUUCUGAGGAACACGUGAAGCAUUGGACGACGCUUGCUGAUAAACAAGCCGAGAUUCCCGUGUCUAAGCUCAAAGGCUACGAGAUAGCAAUCCUUUUCGUUCCUCCUCUUGACUUAUUGAAAAAGAGUCAUCUGCUGACAACAAUGUUGCUGCUAUGCUGUGAAUUUGGGUCCUCCUUCCAAACCAAGGCUAGUUCGCUUAUGGCCACAGCAUCCCAGAUCACUUGUGAAUCAGAGCGGUUUCCUCUUAAAAAGGACCUCGUAAAAAUCUGGUUGGAUUGUGGAGAAAAGAUUCUACCAUCCAGAGACUUUUUCAAGAUAUCUUUUGAGUGCUUUACUCUAGCAGAAAGAUUUUUGCAAAGUGAUGAGGACAAGGUAAAAGCCCGGCUCUGCUUUCUCAGAGCAAAGACCAUUUUAUCUAGUGGUGAAUCGAGUCAGUAUGCCCAAGCAACGGAGGAUGCCUGGACGUAUGUUACUCUCAACCCUUCCAAAAUGAAGGGCUACUCACUAUUAUGGAAAUGCUGCCUUCGAAGCCGGGAUUACGAAGGAGCACGUGUGAAUUUUGUAAAAGCACAGGAACUUAUGAAAGACCGACAACAGGAUAAAUAUCAAGAUUUUUACAAGUUUUUUACAUCAGCUGUAUCACAGAAAGCAUUUGAAGUCUUCCAAGUGGAAUGCCCUGUGGAUGGCUGUUUAGUUGAAAGACUUAUUAGCGAGUGUGUUGCCAAAAGAGCCAUUGAGUACUUGGCAUUUCUCUUCCUUGAAAGCUGUUGGGCCACCGCAUGCGAUGCAUCUUGUGUUCCACUAGACAUUGUAUUGGAAUCUGAGAUAGAAAACCGAGAUAAAUUAGUUAAAACCCUCCUGAAACAGAAUGCAAGUCCAAAUGGUCUCCCUAACAGAAGUAAAUCCCCGCUUUCAAUCUGCAUAAAGAAGGACUGUUUGGACUUGGCACUGAUUCUUUUGAAUGAUGGAGCUGAUGAAAAAGAAUUGGUGGAAAGAGAUGGAGAAACUGCAUUACAUGCUUCCUUGCGAAUCGCCUUGAAUUCGAAAAAAGGUAACUUGGAAAUCUUUCAGUUCUUUCUCGACUGCAAAAGAUCUGAACUCGUCGAUGAACAGGAUAAGGAUGGGAACACUCUUCUACAUUUCCUAUGUCAAGGAAAGAUGAAUUCUAAGAAACGGGAGGCCAUGAAUCUUGUUCUUAGAGCAGGAGCAAAUGCGUCAAUCGUAAACAACGAAAAGGAAAGGCCCAUCGACCUUCUCUCCAAACAGAGAUUGCUCAAUGAUGAAAGACUAACUUUGCUGUCGUCUGCUUCGGAAUACUUUGAAAGCUCGUCAUCACGUGAGACGAACAGUCCAGAGCAAGAAAGUAAAAACGAAGGCAACGAGGAAGAGGAAGAGAGACAUUUAACAGAACGAUCGAAGAAUAAACCGCGAAAGAGGAAAACUGAAGAAAAAGCAAAUUCUAAGCAAUCUUUGCCUUCCACAAAAUCCAUCGUUGAUAUCCAGACGGAAUCCUUGUUGACUGUUCGUUCAGGUAUAGAGUCUUUAAUACAAAAGUUGGAUAUCCGUGAUUGGAUCAAGGAAACAAUUCCCCGAAAUGAAUCCAGAGAAGUGUCCAAGAGGAGCGUAAACCCAAAGAGCGAGAGUAGUCAAACUCUGAGCGAUGGAGUCAUGCAGUUAAAACUCACGAGUGAUGAUGGAGGAUUAGUUCAAGAAGAUGAUCUAGGAGACGAAGAACAAUGUUCUAGUAUUCCUUAUAAACCAGAAGAUUGUAUGGAGGGAGCUUUGGAGGGACUGCCAUGGGAGGUGGAGUUCACUGCAGAAGUACUGAAAGUAUUAGAAAGCAAACGUCUGGAGCCAUGGAAGAAGCAACUCUUUUUUCAGAAAGUAAGAACUCUGGCUCUAGGCCGGCACAACUGGUCCAAGGAACUCUGUAAAAUUCUGAAGGGUGUGCCAAAGAAUUGUGGUAUCCAUCUUUAUGAGGCGAGAUUAACAAAAGCUGCAAGAAUCAUCUGGGAAUGUGCUGUUGCUUUCUCUCCUCAAUAUUCCGACGAGGGCGCGAAAGAAAAAAUCACGAUCUAUUCGGAGGUUAUCCGAAUAUGGGAUAUCGUGUUCGAUCACGACAACGUCUCGCGCACUAAAGAAAAUAUUGUUAAAUCAUUUAUCCGAGGACAGGAAGGUAUCCUGAGGAAGGAACUUAAACGACUUCCCAGGAGACAGGCGUCACUAGACCCAGGCCCGAAUCUUUACUGCAAGCGUUCACGAGACCUUUCAUCUAGUUUACCUGCAGUACCUGCGGUACCAGAAGAGAACGUGCCCUGUUACGAAACAGAUGAAGACCAAGUGACUUUUUUCCCCCCUGUUAGUCAUCACGACAACGAGUACCAAGUACUGAAAUUUUACCACCUGUCUGCGGCAAUGAUUCAGACAAUACUGAAACGGCAAUCAAGUAAUGUCGUCCUUGACUUUCCAUUUAGAGUAACAGAAGAAGAGCAUGCCAUCAUAAACUUUGAACCUUCCCCCCAGAGUUCAAUCAUCUUGAUUGGACGCAGUGGUACGGGAAAAACGACCUGUAUUCUUUAUCGCUUGUGGAGAGAUUUUGAAAGCUAUUGGAGGAACGCUGUGAAAAGUGGACCACUAAUGCCUAAGAAGAUUGGGUCUCUUCCCAAAGACCAGGCGGACUCCGACUCUCAUAAAGUAAAUGCACCGAUUAGCGAACAGCUUGACGAGGAGAAGAAUGGCUGUAGCAGAGAAGUAACUGCCAGGGAUACCGACGGGGAAGCAUCUUUUCUAGCAACAUCUCCCGAAUCUGAAGAGUCCUUAGAACAUUUCCAACAGCUGUUUGUAACCAAAAAUGGAGUUCUGUGUCAACAAAUCUCAAAGAAUUUCAUGGCUUUGAGUCAGGCGUCUUCUUUUGUGGAAUAUGCAACUAAGUAAAGGGAAAUGAAACCAGUGA